Molecule: messenger RNA, 2999 nt
Organism: Priapulus caudatus
Lineage: Eukaryota; Metazoa; Priapulida; Priapulimorpha; Priapulimorphida; Priapulidae
Product: thioredoxin domain-containing protein 5-like
Exons: 15
Coding region: 86-2038 (650 amino acids)
Biological process (GO): protein folding
Cellular component (GO): endoplasmic reticulum
Molecular function (GO): protein disulfide isomerase activity
Source: RefSeq, a predicted model, not a curated record
CGGCUUGGCUUUAGUGAGCAUCCGGUGUCUCUUCUCUAUCUUCUUACUGUCGACGUCGGUGUGAGGCCGUGUUCCUUAUUUCAAGAUGUAUAACAUUGUUUUCACCCUUACCGUAACUGUGUUGUUCUUUGGUUGUACGGCAUUGACGGACGAUGAGCAUGGAACAAUUUGCCCGAGUUUCACAGCGGAGGAUUUCACGAAACAGAUCUGGUCCAAACCUCACUUUAUUAUGUUUUAUGCACCCUGGUGUGGGCACUGCAAGAAGUUAGCACCCACGUUCGAUAAACUUGCCGAGAGUUACCUGGAGAAGGACAACCCUGAGGUAGUCAUCGCAAAGGUUGACUGUACUGUUGAGACAGCUCUUUGUUCGGAACAUGAUGUCUCCGGUUAUCCAACGGUAAAGCUCUUCCGACCGGAUGAGGAGGAGGCCUUGCGAUACAAAGGAGCCAGAGACCUGACAUCUUUGCAAGAAUUUCUUACUAUGAUUUUGACUACGGGUGAACAAGAGGAAAAGACUGACGAAGCAGAAGAUGCAGCAGGUACAUUGGAGCUCACCGACAAGACGAUACAGGCACACGUUGCCAAAGGAAAGCACUUUGUUAAGUUCUACGCACCGUGGUGCGGCCACUGCAAGCAGCUUGCUCCAACCUGGGAUGAGCUUGCUGAAUACUAUCAGAAAGAAGGAGGUGUCACGAUUGCCAAGGUGGACUGCACACAGUACCGCAGCGUGUGCAGCGAUUACUCUAUCCAAGGAUUCCCAACUCUACUAUGGAUCGCGGACGGCAAAGUCGUGGACACUUACAAGAAGCCGCGGGAUUUCGGCACGCUCACAGCCUACGCGAAUGCGAUGAAAUCUGCAGAGGCCCCGCCAGCAGGAGAGCAAGAGAAGAUACCUAAAGUUGAUGAGGAGGAGGGGCCAGUAAAGGGCCUACUCAUUCUCACGAAGAGUAAAAUUGAAGAGACGAUAGCCGAGGGCAAGUUCUUCAUCAUGUUCUAUGCGCCAUGGUGUGGCCACUGCAAGAGACUGACUCCAACUUGGAAUCAGCUGGCUGAGAAAUAUGAUGAAGAUAAAGAUGUCACUAUUGCUAAGAUUGACUGUACUGCUAACCAGCCAAUAUGCACACAAUUCAAGGUUUCUGGCUAUCCAACUCUUAUCUGGAUGGUUGAUGGGGAAUCUGUAAUGCGUUACUCAAAGGGGCGUGACAUCAACAGCCUCUCAGAGUUUGUUCAGAGCAUGAAGAACUUUGAUCCUACUAAGGCAGAAGAGGAAGCUGCCGCAGAAGCGAAGCCACCUCAGGCAGAAGAUGGUCUCUACCAACUUACUGAGGCAAACUUCAAAGAACAUGUGAAAGAAGGAAAUCACUUUGUGAAGUUCUAUGCACCAUGGUGUGGUCACUGCACAAGACUGGCCCCCAUCUGGCAAGAAUUAGCCACCCAGUUAAAGGAUGAUAAGACUGUCAGCAUAGCUAAGGUUGACUGUACAGAGCAUGCAACUAUAUGUGCAGAGUUCAGCGUGAGAAGCUACCCUACACUCUUAUGGUUAGAGAAUGGAGUUAAUGAGGCUGGAAAGUAUGACGGCGGUCGUACCUUGGAAUCUCUUCUUGCAUACGCCCGGAAGAUGUCAGGGCAGGGAGACAACGAGGAGGAGCUUGAAGAAAAAGAAGCCAGUGUGCCUGUGGAAGAAGUAAAGGAAAAAACAGAGUCUAAAGUGGUGAGCCUCACACUUGGCGAAUUCGAUACGGUCGUGGGCACCGGUACCACAUUUGUCAAGUUCUAUGCACCCUGGUGUGGCCAUUGCAAGACUCUCGCACCUAUUUGGGAUCAGCUAGCAGAGAAGUUGAGCCACCGAACCACGAUUAAGAUUGCCAAGCUGGACUGCACGCAGAAUAAAGAGUUGUGUGCAGAGCACGAGGUGCGUGGGUACCCAACACUGAAGCUGUUCCGCGACGGAAGGAUGGUAGAGGUAUAUCAGGGUCCACGCGCAGCUGACGCACUGCUAACGUUUGUCGAAGACUCCAUACCCCACGACGAACUAUAAGCUCCAGUCGCACGUACGGCGUUGUCGCCGGUCGGACAGCUCCUGCCCUGCGCUAUCGUUCACAUCUCUAUGGUGAUGCUGCUGGCCUCGUCUUGUGAUAGUGGUUAACGAAAUGGACGAAUUUUUUUUUGCCGGUUUUUUUUUUGCUCAUGGGGAGGGAUGGAGGGGGGGAGGUCGUGGUUGCACUGAUUCCGUGAAUGGAAUCGCUAACAGAAAUUAUUUUCGUCGUGGCAUUUCGUAGAAGAAACCCCUCUUUGGGAGAAACGUGAGCUGAGUGGCUGGUUUUUUAGGUGGAGUAUCGUUGUUACUGUUUUGAUCGUGGGGUGUCUGACGUGUCAAACAUGCGUGAGUUUCAGUAUUCUCUCCGGUUCUGUCCUAUCUAAAGUAAAUCUCGUGAAUUUUUACAGAACCGUUUAUAUAUUUUUGAUGUCAUGCUUUCCUUUUCUAAAUAGAAGUGUAAAAGCAUUCUCAAUCUUUGGGCAACUUUGUGGAGUCGUGUGCAUUCGCGUGCUGUUGGUGUGCUACUGUGGAUCUAUGAACAAAUGUAUAUUAUUAUCCCCGAGCAUACAUAAAUGCCUUAUUACUGGAUGCAGAUGGUAUUGUUUGGUUAUCGUUUUGUGGGUUGAUAUCACUUCUGUAUGUGACUACAAAUAGGGGGGGUUGGAGAUAUCAUUCCGCCAAGAGCUAAUAAUACGUUAUUAUAAUAAUUAUAGACUAUAUAUACGACCUUAUAUAUAGAGGUAUUAUUAGCUCUUGAUUCCGCCUAUAUACAUUCUCUUACUCAGAAGUUACUAGUGCACAUACAGUGAAUGUUCCCGAGACGUCACGUGACCGAUGACGUUUCCUAGUGUUCUCGGUUACCUCAUCUCAGGUUGAAUUGGUCUGCGGGAGAUUGAUCUGUCUAUAGUUAAAUAGCUGAUGUACUAUAUAAUAAUACAAUAAAAUGUUGAUUAAAAUCUAA